This is a messenger RNA of Nymphaea colorata (pocket water lily), 3142 nucleotides long. Its product is annotated as DNA topoisomerase 3-alpha. Gene Ontology annotation, biological process: DNA topological change. The coding region runs from base 84 to 2855 and encodes 923 amino acids. Gene Ontology annotation, molecular function: DNA binding; zinc ion binding; DNA topoisomerase type I (single strand cut, ATP-independent) activity. Gene Ontology annotation, cellular component: nucleus. The record is from RefSeq and is a predicted model, not a curated record. NCBI's taxonomy places the organism in Eukaryota, Viridiplantae, Streptophyta, Magnoliopsida, Nymphaeales, Nymphaeaceae. The transcript has 24 exons.
CUAAAUAAAUUCGAAAAUAUAAAAAAUGGAGGCCGAGGAGGAAGCGCAGAGGGCCACCGGUCUCUGCACCCGCGGGCAGGGAGAUGAGGAGGGGCGCCGGCGGAGGAGGCCCGGGCUUGGGCGCAGCUGGGGGGCGGCGGUUGUCGGUGCUGAACGUGGCGGAGAAGCCGUCCGUUGCGAGGUCGGUGGCGUCGAUCCUAUCCGGAAGCGGCAACCCGCCGUCUCGGGAAGGGAGGUCGCGCUACAACAGGGUGUUCGAGUUCGAGUACAACAUAAGAGGACAGCCAUGCCUGAUGCUCAUGACCUCCGUCACGGGCCAUCUGAUGGAGCUUGACUUCGACCAGCGCUACCGCAAGUGGCACUCCUGCGAUCCCUCCGACCUCUUCUCCGCUCCCGUACAAAAGUUCGUCCCCGAGGACAAGUUAGACAUCAAGAGAACCUUGGAAGAGGAAGCUAGGAAAUGUCAGUGGCUUGUACUCUGGCUGGAUUGUGAUAGAGAGGGGGAGAAUAUCGCAUAUGAAGUCAUUGAGGUCUGCACAGCCGUGAAUCCACACUUAAACAUAUUGAGAGCACACUUCUCUGCUUUAAUUAAUAGGGAAAUACACGAAGCUGCACAGAAUCUUGACAGACCAAAUCCACUGUUUGCAGAUGCUGUAGAUGUUCGGCAGGAAAUUGAUUUGCGAAUUGGAGCAUCAUUCACUAGGUUUCAGACCUUGCUUUUGGGGAAUGCUUUCAAUCUUGAUUUUGCUGGAGAAAAUAGAAACAUUAUUUUGAGUUAUGGUCCAUGCCAGUUUCCAACGCUUGGAUUUGUGGUUGAAAGAUUUUGGGAAAUACAGUCGCAUGAGCCAGAGGAGUUUUGGGCAAUUAACUGUUCUCAUGACUCUGAGGAUGGAAGUGCCUCUUUCACUUGGAUACGUGGUCACUUGUUUGACUAUUCUAGUGCUCUGAUAAUUUAUGAGAUGUGUGUUGAAGAACCAACUGCUACGGUUAAAAAGGUUAAUCAUCAGGAGAAACGAAAAUAUCCACCUUACCCUUUGAGUACGGUUGAGCUACAAAGACGUGCAUCUCAGUAUUUCCGGAUGAGCUCAGAGCAUACAAUGAAGGUAGCAGAGGACCUCUAUCAGGCUGGAUUCAUCAGCUAUCCUCGAACUGAGACUGAUAGCUUCUCUGUUAACACAAAUUUGCAUGCAAUUGUGCAGGAACAGCAAGGUCAUCCUUCUUGGGGUUUAUAUGCGCAACGUCUUUUGGAUCCAGAGUCUGGUCUUUGGAGAAACCCUAGUAAUGGCGGUCAUGAUGACAAGGCACACCCACCCAUUCAUCCAACAAAAUUUUCAGCUGGAGAAGCCAGUUGGAGUCAAGAUCAUAAUAGAUUAUAUGAGCUUGUUGUUCGCCACUUUCUUGCAUGUGUUUCACAACCUGCUGUCGGUGCUGGAACAACAGUUGAAAUUGACAUUGCUGGUGAGUCGUUUACAGCAAGUGGACUGAUGAUACUUGCGAAAAAUUACCUUGAUGUCUACAGAUUUGAGUCUUGGGGUGGUUCAACAAUUCCAAUGUAUCAACUUGGUCAGCAGUUCCUGCCAACCACGUUGACCCUUGAUUCUAGCGUUACAAGACCUCCACCUCUUUUGAGUGAGUCUGAUCUGCUAGGCUGUAUGGAUAAGGCAGGUAUUGGGACAGAUGCUACAAUGCAUGAUCAUAUCAAAAAGCUUCUUGAUAGGUUUUAUGCUGUCAAAGAUUCAAAUACUCGCUUCUCACCCACAAAUUUGGGGGAGGCAUUGGUGAUGGGAUAUGAUGAAAUGGGAUAUGAGUUGUGGAAGCCAUAUUUAAGGUCUGCAAUGGAGAGUGACAUGAAAUCUGUUAGUGUGGGCACAAAGAGAAAAGCAGAAGUUCUUGAGAGUUGCUUGCAGCAGAUGAAAGCUUGCUUCUUGGACGCAAGGGUUCAAAAAGGAAAACUUAUGGGGGCAAUGGAGAUUUUCUUCGAAAGAUCCAACAGGAAUGACACUGAUGAUAAUCAUGGGCAGACAGUGCGUUCUUGUACAGUAUGCCAAGAGUCAGAGAUGGUGUUGAGAAGAAAACCUGAUGGAAAUUACAUGGUCGGAUGCCUGCGCUUCCCACUUUGCAGGAACGUUGUUUGGCUUCCAGGAGCCAUUGCUGAAGCACAUGUUAGUGAAAACAUAUGCACUACUUGCACUCCUGGGCCAAUUUUUAAGAUACAGUUCAAAUUUCGGAGAAUGGAAAUACCUCCUACCUUCAAUGUUGACCAUUUAGGCUGCAUAGGUGGCUGUGAUGAGAUCUUACUUGAACUGAUUGAGACCUGUGGUACUGGCUCACGCAAUCCAUCCGCUGCACCAGCUCAGGAGCGACGACGGGUGGUGCCACCCACUAGAAAUCCUCCAGCAAGGAACUCACGGCAAGUACCAUGUACGCACUGCAGACAAGUGGGACAUUCUGCCAGUGAUUGUCCUGCCCUGGUUGGAGGCCCUCCAACAGCUUCAGGUUCAAAUCUUGGGAGAUCAGAAAUCCUAUGCGAUGCAUGUCAAAUGCCUUGUGUGGGGCGGACUGCUAAUACAUCAAGUAACAGAGGGAGGAAAUUUUAUACUUGCCAAUCUAGAGACUGCAAUUUCUUUGUGUGGGAAGACAAUCUCCAGAAUGGUCGUGUUGGUGGAGCAUCACGAAAUUCCAACUCAUCAAACCGUAGCCAAAGAGAUAACCGAGCCGGCAGAGGACGAGGACGGCAGCGAGAACGAAAUGCUGGAGGAAGCUUUGUAAUGGCUACUGGUGAACCUACGGAACGGAGGUGUUUUGUGUGUGGCGACCCUUCUCACUUUGCCAAUGUUUGUCCAAAUAGAGGCUGAUGCCUCAUGAAUGUUAUUUAAUCAACAUUAUUAUGUAAGCCAUUCAACGAAAGCACUCAAAUCUUGUAUAUCCCGUUCUUGAAAUUCGCUUAUCUAUGUUCACAGUGUCGACCUUUCGUCUCUGUCCUCCCCUUUGCCUCUCUCCAAUUGGAUCCUGAAGGCAAAUUUUUGCUGUUGCUGAAUGUGAUCCGAACCUGAUUCCAUGCAUUCUGCUAACCUGAAUUUGAAUUAUUACCUAUUAUGGGAUGCUGCUGCUGAUAGAUCGAUAUGCAUUACUUUUGUUUACC